This is a messenger RNA of Chlamydomonas reinhardtii, 4228 nucleotides long. RefSeq lists its product as uncharacterized. The coding region runs from base 50 to 3970 and encodes 1306 amino acids. The transcript is spliced from 13 exons. Lineage: Eukaryota; Viridiplantae; Chlorophyta; Chlorophyceae; Chlamydomonadales; Chlamydomonadaceae. The record is from RefSeq and is a predicted model, not a curated record.
CUAUUUAUAAAUGUAGUUAGAAUAGAAACUCCUUGUGAACCGAGGAAAAAUGGACCCGGCGGGGCCGCGAAGGCGAAGCGCUGCAUAUGAGCACAGGUCUGUUAUCGGAAACAUACUCACGCCAACGUCUGGUCCACCGGGACAAGCUGAUUAUCGCGUGACACCCGCGUCGCGUGGCACGGGCCAAGCUGCUGUCUCGCGGCCGCCUUGGGCGACAGAACUAGACGACGGGGGUGGAGGCUAUGGCGCGCCCCUGCCGGGCCGCCCCGGCUCGGCGUCCCGGCCGCGGCCAGGGGCGGAUGCUCGCUCCGCCCACGAGGAGUUCAGCUUUGCUACUCCCCCGUCCCGGGCAGCAGGCAGCUUUGCCGGGCCGGGCGGUAGCGGUGGGCAGGGUGACCAACUGGACCUGUGGACGCAGCAACAGGCGCAGCAGCACCCGCACCAGCAGCCGCGGCCUAGCUCCGGCUCGGCUCGCACAGGCUUCGACGCCGGGCUAUACGCGCGAGUGGAUCACGAUGCGGGCGCGCAUGGCCCCCCGGGGGCGGCUGCACUAACUCCGGGCGAAUCAGCAUCGUCGCUGGGGCGCCGAGUGGGCUCUGUGGGCACGGGCGGCGGCGUGGCGAGGCUGCAGGGCGGCAGCAUGAGCAGCACAGAUAGCGCCUCGGGAGAGCUGUCCGCAACAGGCAGGGCCGGUAGCGGGCGUGCUGCUGCGGUGGGUGCUGGGGCAGGCACCGGGGUUCAGCCCGCACCCACCGGCGCUGCCCGCGCCCCUGGCCGCCCGCCGCCCGGCGCCGGUGCUCCGGGCCCGACUGCCGGCAGCAGCAGCUCCGCCGCCGCUGCCGCAUCGGCCUCGAGCCGUGUAGGCGCCUCCCCUGCACGCGGUGCUGCCGCCGCCCGCGCCGGCGCCGCCGCGGGCACUGGAGGCGGCGCCAGCACGAGCAGUGCCGGCGGCGCAGCGCCGGGCUCUCGCUCCACCUCCACGCCCCGCCCGCGGCCCGGCCUGCCGCCCAAGCGCUCCACAUCUGACAGCCCCCGCCGACCCCCUGACUGGGUGGACGUCGCAGAACCAGCACCCAGCAGAGGCAGCGCCGCGGCCGCGGCCAUGGCCAGGGGCGGAGGCGGUGGUGGGAGCGGGGGCGGGGGGCCGGCUCCGCGGCGGCCGGGCGCCGGCGCAGCCGUGCGCGCCGUAGGGCGCGGCGGCAGCGCCGGCGCCGCGGAGGGGCGGUGGGACGGGGGCGACAACGAUGGGGACCGGGGCUCUUGGCUGUUUGCGGGGGACCCUGACGCGACAGAGGCGGAGCCGUCGAUGAAGGCGGCUGCGCCGGCCGCGCGGAGCGGCGGCGCCAAAGGCGCGGCUGCGGACCGGCGGCCAGUGCCGGCGCCGGCGCCGGUGAAUGAAUGGGACGAGGUGCCUGUGGGCGGCGCACGGGCACGGCAGGCGGCGGUGGAGACGACGGCGCUGGUUGAUUCGCACGAGCCGGCGGGGCCGCCGGAGCGCAGGCAGCACUGGGCGCAGGCGCAGUCGGACUGGGACACGUCGCUGGCGGAGGAGGAGUCCGGCAGGCUGGGGGGCGCAGGGGGUGGUGGCGGAGCUGGCGGGCGGAGUUUGGACCGUGGGGACAGUGCGGGCGGCCGCGGCACGCGGCAGGCAGGUGGCUCGGGGCUGGACUGGGGCGAGGAGGGCGAGGAGCGACACGGCGGCCACACGGGCCCGACGUCGUUCGGCCGGCGGGCGGCUAAGCCGCACGGUAGCCCGGGGCCUGCGCCAGCUGCAGCUGCAGUGACUUCAAGUGGCGGAGGUGCAGGGCUAGAAGCCACCUUUUCCUCCAGUCCCAACCCGGCCGCGAGCUUCACGUUUGGCGGCCUGGCUAGCGGCGGGCUGGGCCACGGGCUGGCGGCGGGCGAAGCUGUGCCUCGGGCCCCCAGCCGUGGCGGCAGCAGCGGCGCUAGCGGGGGCGGGGCGGGGCGGGGCCCGUCAGCGGGCUCGGCGUCUGCAGAUUCCAAGCAGAUGCAGGCGCUGCAGGAGGAGAACGCCCGGCUUCGAGAACAGGUCGAGCACCUGCAGAGGCUGGCGGCGAUGGCGACGGCAACGGCGGCGGGCGGCAGUGGACCAGACGCGACCGCCUUGGGCCGGAGAGCGGCGGCGCCGGCGGGGGCUGCGCCCGCGCAGCGGCCGUACAGCGCCUCGGCGGCGGAGGCGGCGCGCGGCCCUGUGGCGGCGCUGGCGGCUGCGAAUGCGGCUGGUGUGCACUUGCAGCAGUACAAGAGCCAGGUCGUACAGCUGCAGCGGCAGGUGGCGCUCAUGUCGCGGGAGAUGGAGGCCAAGUCCCGGAUGGCGGCGGAGGCGGAGGGCGCCCUGCUGGCUACUGCGGAGAGGCUGCAGGAGCUGGUGGCGGCUACUGCGCCCGCUGCCGCCAGUGACGACGCCGCACCACUGAGCCGUGACCAGCUGGCGCAGCUGCACAAGUGGUCCAAACAGAUGCUGGGGCGCCUGAAGAGUGAGAAGUCGCAGUCUGCCCGGCUGUUCAGUCGGCAGGACCUAGCCGACAGCAUUGCACGAGCAGGCCGCGCCGGCGGGGCCGGCACCGGCGGCGGCCUCGGCGGCCUUUCGCCAUCCUGGGGCGACUCUUCAUCUACCGGCGCGGGCGGCGGCGCCGCAGGCGCGCCCGCUCAGACCUGGCAGGUGCCUUUCAUCGCCGCUGGUGGCAACCGCUUUCUACAGGCGGCAGCCGCCGCCGCGUCAGCGGCGGACGACGGUUCCGGGGUGGCGGCGGCGGUGCCGCCGCCGCCAGGGCCUUCUGUGGCGGCCAUCGCCAGCGGCCAGGCGGCGCUGCUGGCGGACCCGCUACUGGCGCACCGACUGGAGCUACAGCUGGCGGCAGUAGCGCCCAAGCUGGCGGCUGUAGCGGUGCUGCUCAAGACGCAGCUACUGCCGGCCAUGCCCUGGCUGUCUAUGGAGGCAUCGGACCGCCUGCAGGCGGAGACUUCGGAGGCCGCCGAGUCGGUGGCCCAGGCCGCCGAGGGGCUGGUGCAGCUGUGCAGUCUGCUGCCGGCGGGCGCGGCGGUGUUUGGCGACGCGGCCGUGGCGGGAGAGCCCAAGCGCAGGGCCGCCGAGGUGGAGGCGGGCCGUGACGCGUGGCUGUACGGCAGCCCCGACAUGCUGGGGGCGCCCCCCGAGCAGCCCAUGGUGGAUGAGGCGGGGCUGGUCAGCGUGUCGCGGGUGCAGGCCGCCCUGACGCCGCUGCUGCGUGACCGCAAGGCCGGCGGCCGGGCGCUGGGCGAUGUGCUGGAGCCGCUGCGUGCGGCGGCGGCGGCCGGCGCGGCCAAGCGGGCGGUGCUGGAGGCGGAGCUGAGGUUCGCGGCGCGGUCUGGCGGUCUGGCGGCUGAGCACGUGGCGCACCUGAUGAUGAGCGUGGGCAUGGCGCUGGAGGACGUGCGAGCCGCCAAGGACACCGCCGCCAUCAAGUCGUACUUCGGCGCGGCGGCGGCUGUACGGCAAGUGCUGCAGGCGGCGGACAGCCUGGAGGUGCACCCCUGCGAGGCCUGCCUCAAGGCGCUGGUGGAGCAGGUGCGGGCGCAGCGCGACUGGCUGGACCGGCUGCCCGACCUGCUGGUUAACGCGCCCGCAGCGGACGUGGAGGGCCGGCUGCUGGGCAAGGUGGAGGAGCUGCAUCAGGGCUUCAAGAAGGCGCUGGGCAAGCUGGAUGCGCACAAGCGGCGCACGCUGGAUGUGCACGCGCGGAGAGCGGGCGGCGACGCGGCUGGGGAGGACGAGGAUGCGGAGGGCGGCGGGUAUGAGGAUGACUGGCAGGGCGACGAGGGAGGUGAAGAAGGAGGCAGCCAGCGGCCGCACGGGCAUGGCGGCGCCAGGGGCGGCGCGACAGGCACGGGGACAGGGACAGGGAGGGCGGGCGCCGCUGCGGCCAACCCGCCGAAGCCCUCCCCGCCGCGGCGCGAGUGGCAGGACUAGUGUGUGGAGUGACCUAGACCACCCUGGUGUGGAGUGACCUAGACCACCGCUGCUUUUGAGGUAUGGGUACGUAUAGCGGCAGCGGAGGAGGGAAGCGCGUUCUUGCGAGUCUGACUGGAUACUGCACGGAUGGCGAAUGACAACGUAACCGGCUGCCCUGACGCGGUGUGCGCCGCAAACUGACCAUACGGUACCACAUAUGGUGAGCUGUGUCAAACUGUAUCAAACCCCCAUGUGUCCCGGUUCGCCCCGAUCCGU